Messenger RNA from Seminavis robusta, 441 nucleotides. The record is from the annotation of a GenBank genome assembly. NCBI's taxonomy places the organism in Eukaryota, Bacillariophyta, Bacillariophyceae, Naviculales, Naviculaceae.
AUGUCCGCUGAAGCCGAAAGCUAUGCCUUUUCCGCUGAUAUCAAUCAGCUCCUUUCGUUGAUUAUCAACACUUUCUAUUCCAACAAGGAGAUUUUCCUUCGUGAAUUGAUUUCCAAUGCCAGUGAUGCUUUGGAUAAGAUCCGCUACCAGUCCUUGACUGACUCUUCCGUCCUCGAUGCCGAACCAGAGAUGGAAAUUCGGCUGAUCGCCGACAAGGCCAACAACACUUUGACCAUUGAGGAUACCGGUAUCGGUAUGGCCAAGAGCGACUUGGUCAACAAUCUCGGAACUAUUGCCAAGUCCGGAACCAAGGCAUUCAUGGAGGCAUUGACUGCUGGAGCCGAUAUCAGUAUGAUUGGUCAAUUCGGUGUCGGAUUUUAUUCCGCUUACCUGGUUGCCGACAAGGUCGAAGUCGCUCUCCAAGAACAACUCGGACCCUGA